Molecule: messenger RNA, 4770 nt
Organism: Neolamprologus brichardi
Lineage: Eukaryota; Metazoa; Chordata; Actinopteri; Cichliformes; Cichlidae
Gene: znf281a
Product: zinc finger protein 281a
Biological process (GO): regulation of transcription by RNA polymerase II
Molecular function (GO): DNA-binding transcription factor activity, RNA polymerase II-specific; RNA polymerase II cis-regulatory region sequence-specific DNA binding
Source: RefSeq, a predicted model, not a curated record
UCCGCGCCGAGCAAAGAUGGAAGAACCCAGCAGCUGCGGGAGAACAAUGUUUUGGCUCUAGAUAUUAAAAAACGGACAGCUAAGGGUAAACCACGCGAGCCAAAGCAGCAGGGUCAUGGUCCUGCACCGGAUCACAUUGAUUUUCACCACAUAGUUUUCCUGCCCACCAGCCUUCACCAUGAGCAUCAUUCAAGACAAACUAGGGAAUGAAUUCCUGCGCUGCAACGGGAGCAUGGACUCCAGUUUUGGAGCAGGCAUGAUUAUGUUCAGCCAUCUCCCACCUGUCACCAGCUUCACACGGCUGGCUGCCCAUUCCGUAAUGCAGGACCUUCCACCUCAAGAAAUGAUCCUGAAGAAGGAGCGUGACUCCCCUGAUUGCACCAUGGACAACCAGGCUGGCAGCCUGGGAUGUGCAGGUGUGGGAGACUAUGUUCACACUAUAGGUAUCAAGCAGGAGAAGCUGACAGAGCACGAUUAUCGCUUGCCUCUCUACCCUGGUGGCCUGGUAAAGAGCACAGAGCUGCUGGAGGUGAAUGUCGGUAACAACCAAGAUUUAUUGGUGCACGAUCUCAACAUGGGCAGUCUGCCAAGUCAGUUAGAAAAGGAGCCCACUGGGAAAAAAGGUCGAAGGUCAAAUGGUGAUGGACAGGAGGGUAAACCAAGAAGGAGGAGAAGUGACGCAAAGCAGUCAGUGAUGCUGGAUGCAGAUGGAGGUAACCUGUCUCCAGGAUCCAGGCCUCACAUGUGUGAACAUUGCAAUGCAUCCUUCAGAAGCUCCUAUCAUCUACGCAGACACGUUCUCAUUCACACAGGUGAAAGACCCUUUAGAUGCACUCAGUGCAACAUGAGUUUCAUUCAGAAGUACCUUCUCCAGCGACACGAGAAAAUCCACAGUGGAGAGAAGCCAUUUAGCUGUGACCAGUGCAACAUGCGGUUUAUUCAGAAAUACCACAUGGAAAGACACAAAAGGACGCACAGUGGAGAAAAGCCGUACAGAUGUGAGACCUGCCAACAGUAUUUUUCUCGGACAGACCGACUGCUUAAGCACAAGCGAACCUGUGGAGAAGCCAUAAAGAAGGGGCUGGAUCCUGGGAUGAUGGACUUGAGUUGUGUAGAAAUGGGUAAUGGCAGCUAUGGGAUAACUCAGGGAAAUGCUGGGAGUGGUGGUAGGAAGAGGGGAAGGUCUAAAAAUUCUGGAGAGGGAGGGGAGCGCAAAAAGAAGAAGGGAGAUGGAGGGGGGUUGAGGGCAUCCCACAUGCAUGGGGCUGUAUCUGGAGGCUAUACUAUCCAUGAAUACUCACUGGAGAAUCAAGCGGUUUCUUCCUCUACUGAGCCAGACCCUAGAAUGCAACAAGGCCACAACGGCCAAGCUCCAAAGAUGGCAUUCAAAAAGGCCAAUCGUAAGGGCUUGGAUAAAGCAGGUCUGGGACAGGUCAAAGCAGGUACGUUGGAGCAGGGUGGGGGUAUGGAUGGCCUUGGGCUCCUGCAGGGUAAUGGGGCUAAAGUCGGACCCGCCAGCAGCAAUUACGAUGACGCCAUGCAGUUUCUGAAGAAGCGUCGCUACCUUCAAGCAGCGAACAAUGCAAAUGCCUCGGGACCUCCUGUAGCUGGAGGGUCCAGCACUGAGUAUGAUGUAAGCAUCCACUUGUCUUCCCAGCCUUCUGUAAUCCAGGGUGGCAUUUCUGGUGUAAUGGACAGCGAUGCUUCUCUUAGUCUUGACAAGUCAGGGAUCCCUGAUGAAGUGUUGCAGAGUCUGCUGGACCAUUAUGCCCAGAAACCUGAUAACUCACACCAGGAUGUUCACUUUGACAUCAAUGACCAACAUGUGGCACUGAACCCUACCACAUCUGAUGGUGCUGACAUCAGCCACAACACCAACACACCCAGCCCAUCCGGAGACAAGACUGUGAUGAUGCACGAAUACUCCCGCUUCCUGCUGCAAGCUUUGGAGCGCACCAGCCACAGUGCAGGCUUCCCUCUGGGGCCUCUUGCCUCAGGACCCUUCACUGGUUCCCACCCAGGAAAUCCCAUCUACGCUGACAAGAACAUCUACACUACGUCCCCACUGGAGUGCGGGUUUGGCCAGUCGCUGCCUUCGCUGUCCUCCUCUGUGCCAAAGUCUCACUUUGCGAUGCUGACAGGCUCCUCACCACAGCACAGCUUCCACCUGGGCAGCCUGGAGGCCUCCACACACCAGCAGCUCACCCCUUCUCAGGAGCUCACCGAACAGAUGGAGAAACAGCACUCCUCCACUCCCCCUUCAUCCUACCAGAUCAGCCCAUCUGACCUGAGUAGCCAGAAGGACCACCCGCCUGUCAAAAAUGGUACAGCGGCAGCCUACCCUCUGGCCCCCUCGCAGGAUCUGGCCUCUCUGGACUCCUCUAAGCCUUCCUACCAGAUUGAAAACUUUGCCCAGGCCUUUGGCGCCCAGUUUAAGUCAGAUGGCAGAGGCUUGUCUUACGGCACUGACUCUGGCGGGGAGGUGGAUCACAGGAUACGGACACCUGUGUCUGAAUUCUCAGGGUAUAGUAGUUUGUUAUCUGAUGUCAAUGAGCCAGUAAGUACAGGUUCCAAAACUCCGACAAGCCAAAGCUACAGAUGAGAGCCUGAGAACGAGUAAAUGCUCUGUUGUUAAAGUCGAUGUCCUUAUUUUAAUUUUUCAGUGCUCCUAUUUUAUUAUUAUUGUUAUUUUUUUAAGUGACAUCUAUAUUUUAAUUAUACUGAUGCUUUGUCUUUGUGCCCACUCCUCUUCCUGCAAUGAGCCUGGAAGGCUUCCUGCAAAUGCAAGUUUUUUUUAUUAUUUUUUUUAAGUAUCUGUAAUUUUAAGUUAAAUAUGUACUUUACUGUUUAUUCUGGUCACAUUAGUGACAUUAGGUUUGGUCAUUAAUUAUGAACUUUUUCAGUAAGUGUAGGGUAAGAGCCAGACGUAUUUCCUUUUCAACGAGCUGAAGUGUUUGAGCAAUCAACUUUACAACAUAGAAAUAACCACGAUGGCAGGGAUUAGCCCAGAAUAAAACUAGCAAAAAAAACAAAACAAAACAAAACAUGUUUGUCUGUUACAAGGUUAAAGUAUUACUCAGGAAAAAAGUGAGAAAGGAGAGGCUUACGAGGUGCAGUGAGCACUCUUUUCAGAAGUGUAAAUUUGCGACUUCAAAGAUGAUAUUUCUUAUGUUUUAUUACUUGUUGAAUGAGUGUGACAUAAACUGACUGCUGCCAGCUCACUUGAACACUGAGAACACUUUCUACUUGGCUAUAUAGAGAUUAUGGUACUUUAAUGUCAAUGUGAAACUCAUGUUUGCUUCAAUAAGGGCCAUAUAUAAAUACAUAUAUCUAUAUAUAUAUAUUUAUAAAAAUAUAUAUUAUGUAAAAGAACAGUUUUAAUCAUUCUGGGCAUCUUCCAGUCCAAAUUGAGGAAGAAAGGGGGCUGGUUCAGGGGUCAAACGUUGUCCUUGGUGUAUUUUUGGAGAACAAAAAUGAUGUUAAGGCUUUUCUUUGGCCAAUAGAGGUUGCUGUUGGACAGCGAUAGAAUGGCCUUCCCCUUUUCCUCUUCUGUUCUUCCUCUUAUUUCAAUUAGCACUUUGAACCGAUUUCUUACAUUGAGUAAAGUACCACGUCGGAUCAAAGAAGCUCAAACAUCAGACAUGUUGUAUGCAGAUGGGGGUUCUCGGGGCUGAGCAUAUGGGAUGAGGGGAGGGUUGAUAUGGGAAAACUGGGAAUUGAUCUUUCUCCUCCUGUUUUUAGGGAGGGGUUAGAAAUGCUAAUAUUUAAUUGGGAUAAUGUAAAUGUAAUUCAAACCCCCUAGUUUUAGUUUGACUUGUUACUCGAGUUUAUCAGCUUUGCUUUCAUAUUGACUUUAAUGACAAAAUGUGAUAGUGAUCAAGUAUUUCUUCAGCUCAGAAACAUGUAUACACAUAGAGAAAUGUGUCGUAUACAUUUAGAGCUUUUGCUUGUGCUGGCAGUACCAAGCCUGUUUGUCCUGUUAGAAAUUGGGUGCCUAUUCCUUAGAAGUACAGCAACAAAAUAUUGUCUCGUAAAUGUUUAAUGUAAUUUCUCGCUGGUUUGAAAAUGUACUUUAUGUAAAGACAACAAUAUAACUAUAAUUGCGCUGUCUUCCAUAGAAACGACGGGCCCCGAAUGCUGGAAAUUAUAUCACUUUGCUGACCGAGUCGCUGAACCCCUUUGUGCCCUAAUGGCCUCAUUUAAGCAAUCAUCAAACAUGGCAGACUGAAUGCAAUGCUGUAAUAUCUGAAAUAAUAUGUUGCCAUGUUGAGGCAAGAAUUUGCCUCACGUAUACCUCAUAUCACAGUAAUCCAGGGACAAAAGGAGUGACGGUUUGACGUAUGUAGCAGAAAUGCUGUUGUGUGUGGAAAAACGUCAUGAUUCUGUGCGACUGUUUUAAAACAUUUGUGUACAUGACAUUUGUACAUGUGACCCAUUAAGAUGCUGUUUCUGUAAAUGUCUCUCGCCAACCAGUGUUCAGUCUCUUAAGUUCAACCUCCUCUCGCCCUCACAUCUUAUAUUUGCCAUAUUGUUUCGGUGUUCUUGUUUACAAAAAAUGUACGAAACACUACACAUUACUGAAUUGUUACCCCUGUAUAAAAUUUAUUUUGCUACCCUUUUUCUUUUUAAAUAACAGCCGGAUGUUUGCAGCUGAUAUCUUUCACUUUUCUGUUCUUUCAAGUUCAUGUGACACAUUUUGCGAGGCUGAUUGUCCAACGAAUUAAGAACUGACAGUAGGAGAAAAAUAAUAAAAAACUGUUACCAAGAAAA